Lepisosteus oculatus (spotted gar) is the source of this 2692-nucleotide messenger RNA. The record is from RefSeq and is a predicted model, not a curated record. NCBI's taxonomy places the organism in Eukaryota, Metazoa, Chordata, Actinopteri, Semionotiformes, Lepisosteidae.
CAGGCGCCUGCACACACACAGACACUCCUUUCCAGCUCCCACACUAUAAAGAGCGCAGGUGAGCUCACGCGCGGCAGUGCGGCUGGCGGGUAGAGAGGCGGUGAGAGAGCAGCGAGGUGUUUGCUGAAGUGCCAGGUGACAGAUCUGUUCGUGCGCAGCGCCCAGGGAGACUCUGUCCUCCCUGCCUCCCGCCGCUGGAAAACAGUCGGAAAUCGGAGAGCUGGAGCAGGGAGAGGGAGGUCUCGCAGCACCGAGUGGGAGAGGGGAAGGCAGGGAGCAGGAACGCGAUCCGCUCUGGUCUGCACCGCGCCGAGCUCCGCUCUGAGGACCGGGAUCAAACGGCACUCGCUGGCUCUGAGGCCGCAGUGCGAUGGGCAAGCUGGCAGUGAAGCAGGCGGCGGUGGGCGUGUUAGUGGCCGGGGCGGCCUGUAUGGGUGUCAUCGCCCUCAUCCUCACCCUGGUGAGAGUCAGAAGCAUGGACCUGCCCGUGGGCACACAGUACGGCAUGGUGUUCGAUGCAGGCUCCACACACACAGCCCUCUUCCUGUACCAGUGGCCGGAGGGAAAGGAGAACAACACGGGGGUCGUGUCCCAGGUCUUGGUGUGUGAUGUGGAAGGUCCGGGCAUCUCCAGCUACGCCAGUGAUCCCCCCGGCGCUGGUCAGAGCCUCAAGGCCUGUCUGGACAAGGCCAAGGCCAGCAUCCCCGCCGAGCGGCACCGAGACUCGCCAGUCUACCUGGGAGCCACCGCAGGCAUGAGGCUGCUGCACUUGCAGAAUCCCACCCAGUCAGUCCAGGUUCUGCAGGAAGUGGCGAAGAUGAUCCGGUCAUAUCCCUUUGACUUCCGGGGCGCGCGGAUCAUCUCCGGCCAGGAGGAGGGAGCGUAUGGCUGGAUCACCAUCAACUACCUGCUGGAGGGCUUCAUCCAGUACUCCUUUGAGGGCAGAUGGAAGCACCCCAAAAACGGGAAGAUUCUGGGGGCUCUGGACCUGGGGGGCGCUUCCACCCAGAUCACCUUCACCCCAAAAGACCCCAUCCUGGACAAGAGCACUGAGGCCCGAUUCCGGCUGUAUGGCUACAACUAUGGCAUCUACACCCACAGCUACCUGUGCUACGGCAAGGAGCAGGCCAUGAAGCAGCUGCAGGCCCAGCUGGUCAAGGCCAAGGGCAGUGACCUUUCCCAACCUGUGACCCACCCCUGCUACAACUCGGGGUACAACCUGAGCCUGACCAUGGGAGAGCUGUUUGACUCCCCUUGCGUCACCAAGCCCUCGGACUUCAACGCCGUGACCCCGGUGACCUUCAGGGGCAGCGGGAGCCCCAUGGAGUGCCAGGAUCUCGUCAAGACCAUCUUCAACCUGACUGGCUGCCCCUCUGCAUCCAGCUGUGGCUUCAAUGGCAUCUACCAGCCCCCCAUCAGCGGACAAUUCUUUGCUUUCUCCUCCUACUUCUACACCUUCAGUUUCCUGAAGCUCACCCCUCAGGCACCACUCGCCCAGGUCCAGAGAACCGUUGAGGAAUUCUGCAGGAAAAAGUGGACUUUGCUGAAAGCAGAGUAUCCCGGGGAGAAGGAGAGGUUCCUGCGGGACUACUGCGCCACUGGGUACUACAUCACCACCCUGCUGCUGGAUGGGUUCAAGUUCGACAACCAGAGCUGGAGCAACAUCGUGUUCCAGAAGCAGGCUGCGGACACGGACAUCGGCUGGACGCUGGGCUACAUGCUGAACCUGACCAACCUGAUUCCCUCCGAGCGCCCCCAGGCGGCUGUGGGGCAGAGCCCGGAGCAGUGGGCGGCGGCUGUGUUCUUCAUCGUGUUUGGAGUCUUCCUCUGCCUGGUGGCCAUCAUCAUGCAGAUUUUCUGGAGCCGGACUACUGACAUCGUGUGACCUGGGGGGCGGGGGGCUGGAGAGGUGACUGAGAGGGCAGCCAGCGGGCCUGUGGCUGGGGGGUGCAAAGCAGUUUAAUUGACAUGUAGGCAGUAAAGGAAUAUGGGGGGCUUAAGGCUUGAAGCAUAUAUCUUAUACAGAGCCAUGCCAAAUUAAAAUGAGCUUUAACGUGCCUGUGACUCGACAGAUCACGCACACAGUGUCGUGGGCAUGACCCAGAUGCUCACGCACCCCUGAGUGCGGGUUUUGGGGGGGGACUGCUCAUUGUAAUAUGCUCAUUAAAAUGACGAGGUUCUAGCAUAUACUGAAGGGGACUGGGAGCCGGUGGAGGUUGAAGCCAUAUUUUAUAGAAAUGUUACUAAUGUGAGGUUUGUUAUGGUGGGAACUCUAAUAGACAAGUAUCUAGGGGCACAUGGAUUAAAAGGGAUAUAAUGCUGAUUUGAAUUCUACCUCCCUGUCAAUGAAGCAUGAAGGCGUUUCCUGGGGGAACGAUGCUGAUGGCGGCAGGGGUGGAGGCAGUGUGUGAGAGUCGGCCGUCUGUCGCUGCUGGGCAGGAUAGCGCUGGCAGAGAGAGAGCAGAGCCACAGAGCUCCCCCUGUCAUCCUGUCCCCCUGUCCCUGAGCUCUUUCUCCCACCCUGUUGCUCAUCCACUCCUCUCUCUCUCUCCAGCCCUGUCCUUCUCUUCACUCCCUCCGUCCUCUGUCGCUCAGCAGUCCUCUGGACCUUCCCAACAUUCUUGAGACAUUUGGGACAGUUAUCUCACUGUGCGCUCUGCUGUUUGUCGAAUAAAGUCUGUAAUCAAGAGAA